This is a messenger RNA of Selaginella moellendorffii, 842 nucleotides long. Its product is annotated as dehydrodolichyl diphosphate synthase complex subunit nus1. Gene Ontology annotation, molecular function: ditrans,polycis-polyprenyl diphosphate synthase [(2E,6E)-farnesyl diphosphate specific] activity. The transcript has 5 exons. Gene Ontology annotation, cellular component: dehydrodolichyl diphosphate synthase complex; endoplasmic reticulum membrane. Bases 34 to 792 code for a protein of 252 amino acids. Lineage: Eukaryota; Viridiplantae; Streptophyta; Lycopodiopsida; Selaginellales; Selaginellaceae. The record is from RefSeq and is a predicted model, not a curated record.
GAAGCGAGCAUAUUCUCGUGGGCUAGGUUGGGCAUGGGAGCCGUGUGGGCAGCGGUCGUGUGGCAUUUGCUCCACGCGAUCGCGAGCUGCGCCGCGAUUCUCCAGCGAUUCCUGGAUGGAAUCGCCAUCGCCACCGGAUCUGUGCGAUUCGCGUGGAGAUCGGUGACGAAGAAGCCCCGCGUCGUCGCCAUUGUCGUGGACGGGGAAUCGGCGAGGAAGGGCCGGGACGAGAUCGUGGAGCUGCUGGUUUUUCUGGCGGCGGCGGGAAUUCGCCAGGUUGCGCUCUACGACAUGGAAGGCAUUUUGAAGAGAUAUGGCACGUAUCUUGAGAAAAGAGUCGUGUCUUCUACCUGGAAACGGCAACUAAAGCAUGACUUCCAUUUUUCCAACGGAGUGGACCCUUUCCCCAGAUCAAAUCCGAUUAGAACAAAGAGCGAACCGAGAAUGGUGGUGGAGCUUCUGUCCAUGAGCGAUGGAAAAGACGCGAUUGCCGAGGCUGCGCGGAGGAUCCAUGACGACCUCCGUGGUUCCUCGCGGCAGGAUCAGCUGGAGCGGAUCAACAGCCUCACAGAGACUGACUUGAACGAGUCUCUCAAGCAAAUCGGACGCUGGAAACCCGAUCCAGAGCUCAUGCUUGUGUUUGGCAAGAUCAACUCCGUCCAAGGCUUUCCCCCCUGGAGGAUCAAGCUCACAGAAAUCAUUUACAUGGGAGAGCUGAGAAGAAACAUCGAUUCAUCGCUUUCGUAUGCUCUACAAGCUUACUCGGGAAGAACCCAUCGCUAUGGCUGUUAAUCACAUUUAGUUUAAUAAACGCCUUAAUAAACAUAUCGUUUUAAUCAAAA